AUGGGAGUCAACGUGGAAACGCUUUCUCCCGGUGAUGGAUCCACAUACCCUAAAAAGGGCCAAACUGUGGUGGUUCACUACACCGGCACACUUACAAAUGGACAGAAGUUUGACUCAUCUCGUGACCGUGGCAAGCCCUUCAAAUUCAAGAUUGGCAAGGGAGAGGUUAUCAGAGGUUGGGACGAGGGAGUGGCUCAGAUGUCCGUUGGUGAAAGGGCAAAGUUAACGUGCUCUCCUGACUAUGCAUAUGGACAACAAGGUCAUCCUGGAGUGAUCCCACCAAAUUCAACCCUCAUCUUUGACGUGGAACUUAUCCGUCUUGAAUAA
Messenger RNA from Parnassius mnemosyne (clouded apollo), 327 nucleotides. The record is from the annotation of a GenBank genome assembly. NCBI's taxonomy places the organism in Eukaryota, Metazoa, Arthropoda, Insecta, Lepidoptera, Papilionidae.